AUGUCUGUCGCAGACUAUGGUUCAUUUGCAGACUACUACGUUGUAGAUGACACUGACCGUUCUAUAAGAACACCACAGCCCUCCAUGGCGACCAAGUCUGUCAAAGCUAGAGGCAAGUUGCCAGCUAGCAACACGAUCACCAUCACGCCGCCAAGGCGUAGCGGACGUCAGACGACGACGGCCGCUCCCGCCAAGGCGGCGAAGAAGGAGAUGAAAGAGGUUGUGCCGAAGGAUUGGGUCGGUCAAGAGACCGGUGCGGGCACCACCAGUGACCGUCCAGACGGCGCACAGCUCAGCGAACCCUGGAAUUGCGCGAACCGUAACUGCAGCACUGGUUUGACUUGGUGGCCACGCACCGGUACGGGCACGGAAGGCUUUGGCCGUAAGUCCAUCAGCGACUACUUCGGCAGAAACAAGAAGCAGACCACAUGGAUUCAUGAAGACGUGUGGCACACAUACUGCCGCAAAGACUACCAGCGCCUCCACUACCGUGCCAAGAAGAAGCCAGCGUCGCUAUUUAGGUGGCAUGUCAGCAACGUGCGUAUGCAGUUCAGGAGGCUGCGGCUCUGGCGGCCUGAUGCGACAUUCAAGGUGCAGCUUACGAAGAACAUGCACGAGCGCUCCGCCGAGUACCACCGCAUGUUGCGCUCACACAACCAGAACUCCGUGCUCGCGAAGAGAGACUACAAUGCUCAUGAGAGGUUCGGUACCAGGGAGCCCGCGGUCAACAAGCGAGGACAGACGGCGCCGUCGAAAGACGAAGCGGCCUUUCCGGUCGAGCACGUUGACAGCUUCACCACCAAUCACUGCGGCGAUGAUUACGACUACGACGACUGUGAGGCUGUUCUGCAGGCCAUUGAGGCGCUGUUUGCCAACCACACCAUCUCGCAGAUGCCGCCGAUCGAGUUCCUCAUCUCCGAGCCGCAGGAGGGCGAGCAUGUAACUCGUGCAAGUACCAACUACAUGCGCUACAUCUGCGAUGUGGACGGCGACGACUACGACACUCCGCCUGGCUCUGAAGAUGGCUCCGACGAUGAAGCAGACCGCGACCAGGUAGUUGAAGACGACGAUGAGGCCGAGGAUGAAGACGACGAAGACGAGGAAAGCCAGGAUCGCAAUACCGAUGCCGACUCCGAGAUUCGCGUCGCCGGCGCCAACGAUGAUGAUCAGAUCGAGCACGCCAUGACUGGUGCCAGCGUUGACAAGGACGACAUCACUGAAGGCUCACAACCGCCUGUCCGAUUCACACCAGUCAACAAGACCAAGUCUCGCUUCACCCUUCGGCUAGCUCAGCAGGAGGAGACCGCCGAGGCCGCCGAACAAGCCGCGGACCCGCCAGUCCCCUUCACAGCCAUCAACAAGCGCAAAUCCGCAUUCCGCACCUUCUCAGCCGUCAACGUCAAGAAGUCCGCCUUCCGCCUCCUGGACGCGAUUGAGCCUGUCAAUGCGUCUGGUUCUAGCAACAAGCGUAAGCACUCUCCAGCGCAGACAGCUUCAGAGAUGGACGACCCUGGUGCCGAUGACGAUGAGAAAGAGGCAGAAGAGGUUUCAUUAAUAAAGCCGGCGAAGAAGGCGCGCAUGUAAUCGCGCCCGCCACGACAACAAUUCUGCGGGCAACCCAAUGGUCCGUCAUUCUCCACUCUG
Messenger RNA from Baudoinia panamericana UAMH 10762, 1644 nucleotides. RefSeq lists its product as uncharacterized. The transcript is spliced from 3 exons. Bases 1 to 1584 code for a protein of 527 amino acids. Lineage: Eukaryota; Fungi; Ascomycota; Dothideomycetes; Mycosphaerellales; Teratosphaeriaceae. The record is from RefSeq and is a predicted model, not a curated record.